Molecule: messenger RNA, 731 nt
Organism: Esox lucius (northern pike)
Lineage: Eukaryota; Metazoa; Chordata; Actinopteri; Esociformes; Esocidae
Gene: lrrc51
Product: leucine rich repeat containing 51
Exons: 5
Coding region: 42-587 (181 amino acids)
Molecular function (GO): protein binding
Source: RefSeq, a predicted model, not a curated record
CUGUGGGAUUUUAGGGGCUAGCCAUUACAUUUGGCUGUAAAAUGUAUGGAGCUCCUGUGGAUUUAUCCUUCAAAUGCCUCAACUCAAUGACAGAUGCUCUGAUGGAGGAGCCCAACCAGGGCCUGAGGCCCCUGAAACGGAAUGCAGAGAAGAAGUUCUGCAGCCGUUCGUUGCGUCUCAACAACAACACUAUCACAGAGCUGAGUGGUUUCAAUAAUACCGUCUCAGCCUUACUCUCAGAACCCUCGCAGCUUGCCUGGGUCGACCUGUCCUUCAACGACAUCUCCAACAUAGACCCAGUCCUGACAGAGCUGAAAGAACUGCGAAUGUUGUAUCUCCAUGGCAACAGUAUCUGUAAGCUUUCAGAGGUGGACAAGCUGGGCGUCCUACCCUUCUUGCAUACACUCACUCUGCACGGCAACACAUUGGAGAACGACAGGGGCUACAGGGGCUAUGUGAUCGCAGCUCUGCCUCACUUGAAGACGUUGGACUUCAGCGGUGUUACGCGAGAGGAGCGGAUAAUGGCCCAGAUCUGGCAUCAGCCUGGCAAGCGUGGCAAAAACACACGGAAAAACCAAGACAACUAAUGCAGUAACUGUGCGUUACUUCACUGUAAUGAAAUAUGAGAAUUGAACUCACUUUACUAUGUUAAAUUUCUUUACGAUGGGUAAAGAACAGCUUAAUCGAAAAUGUUUGAAUCGUUACUAUGCACACUUAUGCAAGAUGUGACA